AAUGUAUUUAUUUUAUUACUUUUCUAGAUUAAUAAAUUGCCAUGGACCGCUUCGAAUAUAUAGAAGCACGUUUGUUUGAAGGAGAAAAUUACAUUAAACGGGAUAAAAAUGUUAAGAUUUAUGAUGGCGACGAUAAGGUAUUUUUAGAACUAUAUUUUAUUCUAAGCUCAUAUCGGAUGCAAUGUCUCCAAUAAUUUUUAAUUUUAUCAGCUUAUUCUCAUUUCAGACUCAAUUUACAGAUGGCGAAGUAGUACUUACUACCCACAGAAUAUUAUGGGGUAAACCAGGCGAUAUACCUAGAGGAUUAGUUUGCCUGUCACUACAUCUUUAUUAUGUGUUUUGUAUUGAAGAAGAAAGUGGUGGAGUUUUUGGUCUAGGUGGACCCAAAAGAAUAAUACUAAAUUUAUCCCCUUCACUACCAGGUAAACGACCAGGCCCAGCAGUAGUUAGUACAUACCAUUUUUUAAAGUUAUCAUUUAAAGAUGGUGUUGAUCCAGCUUUUUUUAAAGCCUUAUAUGAUGCCAUUGCGGCCAAAGAAUGGGAAAGUCCCUCAACAGUAGCAACAUCAUUAAGUGUAUCAAGCCCAACUACAUCAGCAAAGCCAUCUGGACCAACAGUCAACUCUAAAAUCAGAUCUGGAAUAGUUGGUAUUGAAAGAAGCAUAGAAGAACAACACAGAGCUACUGAUCAAAGUAUAUCUGUAGCUUUCCAGGAUUUGACAAAACUAAUGGAGAAGGCUAAAGACAUGGUGGCUAUUUCAAAGGCUAUUUCAGCUAAAAUCAGGGAGAAACAGGGUGAUAUAUCAGAAGAUGAUACAGUAAGAUUCAAAUCUUACCUAAUGAGUCUUGGUAUUGAUGAUCCAGUCACUAGAGAUACAUUUAGAUCUGAUUCAGAUUACUAUAUGGGGCUAGCUCAACAGUUAUCUGACAUGAUGGUUGGUGUAUUAAUGGAUUGUGGAGGUAUUAUGUCCUUAGCUGAUGUAUGGUGCCGGGUUAAUAGAGCAAGAGGAUUAGAGCUUAUAUCACCAGAAGAUUUGUUAAAUGCUUGCAAAUUGCUGCAGACUAUAGAUGCACCUUUGUCCUUACGAAAAUUUCCAAGUGGUGCAUGUGUAUUACAACUAAACAGUCAAAGAGAUGAGGAAGUGGCCAAGAACAUAAGUGGAUUGCUUGAAGAAAACGAAACAUUAACGCCCGUGAAGCUGUCGCAAAUCGCCAACGUGUCGGUGCUUUUGGCCCGCGAACAUCUGCUUAUAACUGAGCGCUUAGGAAUGGCGUGCCGAGACGAAUCCAUGGAGGGGCUAGCUUUUUAUCCUAAUUUGUUUUUAAGAGAAUCUGCUUCAUAAAUUUAAUUGUUACUAAAGAACUGAGUUUUUAUUAUGUAACCCAUAAAGCGCCAUCUAGUGGGUUAUAAUUUCAUAAUAACAACAUGCAACCCGAGAAUUUUAUUGCACUUCUUUGAAACACAACUAUCGUUAUGAGAAUUGUUUGAAUAUUCCGGUUGGUGGGUGCUAACGACUAAAGAUGCAGGCGGGAUCAACAGCUCAAUGUGCCUAACCACUUAGCACGAUCGAUAUUGGUUAACGGCUAUCUACACUGCUGCGGUAAUAUAGACGCUUUAGAAGUAUGCCGCAAUAACGCGCCUAUGGGGUGGAGCAUAGACAGUAUUAGCGAGAUGCAUCAUCCUAAGGCUGUAUUCUUGUCGUUACGUCCGUUGGGUGGCUUCUUGACAUUUUGACGCGUAUCAAGAUCGCAUUCAACUAUUCGAAUUCGAUAAUGGUUCGUGUUAUGGAUAUAAGUUCAUGAAAUGUACAGUCAACAGUAAUUAUGAGACUUCCACAAAGUUCUAAAUCUUCAAUGUAGUUACAACUUUUAGCUUAACUACUAAGGUUGAGAUUUGAUAAUCGAU
Chilo suppressalis (striped riceborer) is the source of this 1905-nucleotide messenger RNA. The record is from the annotation of a GenBank genome assembly. NCBI's taxonomy places the organism in Eukaryota, Metazoa, Arthropoda, Insecta, Lepidoptera, Crambidae.